Molecule: messenger RNA, 2926 nt
Organism: Bursaphelenchus okinawaensis
Lineage: Eukaryota; Metazoa; Nematoda; Chromadorea; Rhabditida; Aphelenchoididae
Source: the annotation of a GenBank genome assembly
AUGUCACGGAAGGAGACGUUGCCUCCGGAACGAGAUCCACCAGCUCCACCAAGCCUUCUGAGUCUGCCCACGGUGAGUCAGGCUCCAGAUGAACUGGCGCUCACCAUUGAUCCGCCCCGAGCUUGGUUUACAACGUUGGGUGGAGUUUCACGGUAAGGUAAACAACACAUUACUGAGGGAGUGGAUUUACAGUACUUUACUGAUCUUUGUUUUUCAAUAGUAGGGUAGGUACUGUAGGGUGGGUAGGGUAGGUACAGUAAGAUGGGUAGGGUAAGAUAUGGCAUGGUAUUGUAGAGCUGUAUAUGCCUCAAAUAAGUUAGAUUGAAGUUAAAAUAGACCUUUGUUACCCUAACCUAUUCCUUCAGUCAUUUACUAUGCAAUCACGGUCCGGACCGGCUGGCGAUGAAGGUGCGGUGCAGCAACAACCAUGCCUUCAGGGUGAAUCCCGUCUUCCUGUUCCUGGGCGAAGGGCACACUCAGGAGUUUGAAGUGAGUUGAGUGAGUGCCGUUGUGUCGCUUCGGAUGUUGUUGCUUCAGUAGCCGUACGUCGCUUUAGCUGUUGUUGAUUCAGUAUCCGUUGUUGAUUAAGUAGCCGUGUAGUAGCGAAAGUAGCCGUGCCGUUUGUUUGUUGUCGCUUCUGAUCCCGUUAAUUUAGCUAAUCCGUUUACAAGGCGGCGAACCGCGCAAAGACAAGGUUCAGCUUUUGUUUACCGUAGCCCGGUAUUCGGAUGAAGACCCGGCUUCUUUGUUUGGGCAGAAUGCGAAGGUACGGUCGGUGGUUCUACAUAUAACGACGAUAUGAAUGCCAUAACUGUCUUUUUACGCCAAUAAAAACUAUAUAAACUACGAGAAACUAAUGAAUAUGUCUAAAGGUAUUAGAGUGUUCACAUAAUUCUGUCCUCUUUCUCAAAAUUAAUUUUGGGGGUUAGGGAGCUCAGAAUUUCUUGAACAACCUAUAAAUAAAAAAUCGAAUAAACCGACAGUUUUUGUUGAACUGACCUAUGCCUUUACAUUUCAAAAAACCUAAUUUACCUUCGAAUUUUUAUAAAAUUUCCAUAAACCUUGAGUGUAUAAAGGGCCGAUCACUUUGGAAGACAGCUCAUUCUGAAAAGUUUUUGGAUCUUGCCAACCGGUUACGCUGAUAUCGAAAAAUGAAGAAAAAGGACGCAAAGGGAGGGUAGGUUACUGUCUUUGUAUGUUUUACUGAGGGUUACAUUCUGGUAUUACAGUCUUUUUAUGUUUUACUGAGCAUCAUAUUCUGUAGUUAUAAGUUUAUUACAAACUAGGUAAGACUUUAGGGGCAUUUUAGUUGUCAAGUUUUACUUUCUUCAAGGUUUUUAUGUAAAUAUUGAUUAUUUGGGGCCAAAAAAGCUUAGAGUAAAGUGAUUUUGCCUGUAAUGUCACAGCAACUUUUUAUUGUCAUAUAAGUAGUGACAUUGCGAUGUUACAGCUUCUAUAAUACCUGUCAAAAUUUGCAGAGCGAAGAGCAAGGGCGGUUCAAAAGAUGCCAAGUCCAAAGUGGAGAAGACAGCCUAGGAGGAAGUGAGUAUACCUAUACCUAUAAGUGAUUUCUGGUCAAUCUGUUUAUCUUUUUUUUACUUUCUCUUUGAUUUUAGGUAUACUCUUAGGUGUUUUUGGUAUAUUUUACUUUUCUCUGUUAAAUCUAAAGGCUAAUAUAGAAAGUCUGUCUCUACGACUCGUUUCAGGCCAAGCCAAAUGUAGUUCCGAUGGCGGCCGAUUCGCUUAUUCAUGUCUGGAAGUGGUUCAACAGAACCCUCGACCGUGGCGUCUCAGGUCUUCAGGCCGAGUUCGCCGAGAUGAAGCGUUACUGCCCUAAGGACAUGGAUGUGAAGACAUUCAAUGCCAAUUGGGAGGCCGGCCGAUGUCGCUACAAAGACGUGCCGUGCCAAGAAGCAGCCAGAGUCAUCUUGAAGUGGCCUGGCCUACCCUACGACUUUAUCCACGCCAACUACGUGCCAGCUCCAAAAUCUCAAAAGCGUUACAUUUGUACGCAGGUGGGUCUACUACAAUAUGUUACUGUUUCGUCGCAAUAUUGAAUUUUACCUAUAAGUUAUUAUACUUUGUACUCUUGUAGGGUCCUCUGGAAUCGACAGUGGCCGACUUCUGGCGGAUGAUUGUGCAAGAAGAGACAGACAGCAUCAUCAUGUUGUGCAAUUGCAUCGAGAAGGGCAUGGACAAGUGCGCCCAGUACUGGCCCUCCCAGUUAGGUCAGACAGUACAGUACGAUGGAGACAAACUUACCGUAACCAGUGGGUCCAUCAGUCCUUUAACCGUCAACGAGCAGAGUGUGGCCCGUACUCUGUUGACGCUCAAGUGGAAGAUGAAUGGCAAACAGAACGAACGUGAGGUCCGCCACUUCCAGUGGGUGGACUGGCCUGACCGUGGAGUGCCGAACGGCCUGAGCACGGUGUUCGACUUGCUGUCUGCUGUCAGAGGCAGCGAGAAGCCGAUCGUUGUCCAUUGUUCUGCCGGUAUCGGUCGAACCGGGUCGAUUGUGUCGAUUGCCUACAUCAUGGAACGCUUCCAGUUAGGUCACCCGUGUGAAGACAUGCCCGAGAUCUUCCGCGAGCUCAGAAACUCUCGUCCGUACUCGAUCCAGAAGGAAGUUGUGAGUUUUGAAACUUAAAAAGACUUCUUCCUCGCUUUUGUUACCUAAAAUAGUGUUUUCAGUCGUCUUGUUACCUAAAAAGCAGCUGAUUUAAAAAAAAACAAUUUUUAUUUUUAUUAUUUUAAGUAUGUUCUUUAUGAAUAAACUAUGUAGACAACGUUAAUCUGAAAAGUUUAGCAAUACCUGUUUGUCCACCGCGUCAUCUUGUACUACUUUGCGGAGCGAAAGGGGAACUUCCCCCCGACUGAUGCACGCUACGUCAAGUUCGUGGAAGAGUACAACAAGGCCGUCUGCUGA